Molecule: messenger RNA, 508 nt
Organism: Oppia nitens
Lineage: Eukaryota; Metazoa; Arthropoda; Arachnida; Sarcoptiformes; Oppiidae
Exons: 2
Coding region: 26-508 (160 amino acids)
Source: RefSeq, a predicted model, not a curated record
UGUAGUUAUUUUAAAAAAUAAAACAAUGUUAAAUAUGUUAAAAGUUUUUAAUUUCAUACUAUUGUUUUGUUUGAUUKCAGUAAAUGCAGAUCUGUCCGAUUUGAGUAAUCAUAUGCGCAAUGCAGUCAAUAGGGCACAGGAAAAUUUUCAGCAAGGUAUCAAUCGGGCACAGGUAGCCUCACAGGACUGGUUGGCACAGAUGAAGACCAAUGUAAAACAAUGGUCACAAAGAGCUCAGGAUUCCAUCAAUCAGGGCGAGGAUGGUAUGACUAAUUGGUGCGCCGAUUUGGACCGCACUAUCAACGAGGCACUGGACAAUGGUGGUCAGGCAUGGGAUCAAAUGGAYGCMCGAUUAGUAGAGUUGGGCCAACAGCUCAAUAGGGAUGCCCAGACUAUGGACGCCAAUAUGAGAGAACGUACGCAAAAAUUAAUAGAUAAUGUCAAUAAYAAAUUGCAACAAUUCAGAGAUAGAGUKCAGUCCAAUGGGCAAACAAAUACAGCUAAUUAA